This is a messenger RNA of Bemisia tabaci, 1839 nucleotides long. RefSeq names its product iron-sulfur cluster co-chaperone protein HscB-like protein, mitochondrial (gene Hsc20). Gene Ontology annotation, molecular function: protein-folding chaperone binding; ATPase activator activity. Gene Ontology annotation, cellular component: mitochondrion. Gene Ontology annotation, biological process: [2Fe-2S] cluster assembly; protein complex oligomerization. The record is from RefSeq and is a predicted model, not a curated record. NCBI's taxonomy places the organism in Eukaryota, Metazoa, Arthropoda, Insecta, Hemiptera, Aleyrodidae.
AUAACUUUGAGCUUGUUGUGUAAUCUUGCUUAGAUAUGUGCGGUGUCCUUCAAUUUCAAUUUUUCAACUUGAUGUGAUUUGCUCAAUAUUUAGUGUUUUACUCUCCAUCAUGACAAGUUUAAAAGUGUUUCAUAGAAACUUUUGGUCAAAGCCAUUUUUAUCUAAUUCUCUGUUCAAAGUUUCAACCAAAACCUUGCAUGGCUCAGCACAGCUCAAAAGUCUCACCUUUAAAACUCUCCCUGGUAGCUCUGUAACACCUAAUAUCUGCUUAAACUUUUUAAGGUUUAAAACUGAAAAAAUCAAAACCAAUGUUUGCUGGAAAUGUGGUAUUGAUGUAAGUAGCGUAUUUUUUUGUGACAAGUGCCACCACCUGCAGAAACCAAACCUGAAACAAAACUACUUUGAACUAUUUGGCGUUCCCCUUAGUUUUGAAAUUGCAACCAAAGACUUAACGCAGAGGUACAGGAAGAUUCUAAAUGAGCUUCAUCCAGAUCGAUUCUCAUCUAAAGAGGAGGAUGAGCAGGUAUUAUCGGAGGAGUACUCAUCUUUAGUCAAUAAGGCAUAUGCAACCCUCUUAAAUCCUCUUGACAGGGGUCUAUAUCUUCUCAAUUUGGAGGGAAUAUCAAUUGAAGAGGAAGCUGUCACAAUGGAUGCAGAAAUGCUGAUGUAUAUCAUGGAAAAGAAUGAGGAAGUUGAAGAGGCUGAUUCUGAACAAGCUUUCUCAGAACUUAGAGAUGGUAUUCAGAAGGAUAUGGACAGACUGAUCAAGCAGACAAACGAAGCGUACAUGGCAAAAGAUUUCCACAAAAUGAAAUUAGUACUCAGCAAAAUGAAGUAUUACGAAAGCCUCCUGAUGAAGAUCAAAGAAAGGAAGCAGCAAUUGAACAUACCCAAUUAGUCUUUCUAUUUCCCGAGUCAAUCGACUGAACUUGCUUUGCACUUGGACAGUGUGGGGGCUGACCCCUCUUUUUCGAUCUUACCGUGUCAGUCUGUCAGUAUGAUUAGAGGUAUGAUCUCAAAGUGGUAGGUAUUGUGAGGGAAAUCAUGUCAAAGAGGAGAAGGGAAGGAAAUCUGGAAAGGAAGAGGGAGAGGUGAUGGGCAGAGAUGCAAAAUGUCAUAAAACUUUACAAGUAAUAUGAAAUUUCGUGAAAUUUUUCAAAAAUUCUGCAAUGGACUCAGUCUGUCAUGGAGAGUUUGGAAUCACCAAAAUCUUAUUUUUAAAAUUUUGAAAAAGACAAAAAAAUUGAGUGAAAUUUUGAUGUUUCUGAUCGAAUUCUUGGAUAAUUGUUGGGUGUCGCAUACACAGACCCCAAGAAAUUGUUGAAAUUUCAUUUUUCAGCUAAAUAAAAGUUAAUUUUGCAUCUCUGGUAAAGGGCUUGCUAACUGCAAUAAUUUUUCAAUGGAAAUAUUGAACACCUACAAUCAAAGCAGAGGGAUACCCGUCCCUUCUGAGUUUUCAAGUGAAGAUGAAUUAAGUCAGUAGAGCUCAUUAUUUGUUUAAUAUUUGAGGUUUCAUUAGCCAUAACAUGCAAGUGAGUCCAAAAUACCUCCAAGAAUAAUAUGAAUACACAUCUGAGAGGUACCUACGUAUCAAUAAGUUUGCAAGGGUAAUUCAAAGUACCCGGGAAGGGAUCACCAACGUUCAGAGAUACAAAAUGAAAUAACAUAUGUGCCAUUAGUUUUCCUGUGCAGAUAAAUGUUUUUAUGUUUGAGCCAGAAAUUGUUAAGUGCAGUCCUAUUAUGCAUUUUAAUGAUGGGUCCCAUUAUUGUCUUGUUCACUUUCUUUUACACCAAAUUACACCAUACAUUGCAAAAUAUUAAAGAGAAUUCAAAAACUUA